This is a messenger RNA of Spizellomyces punctatus DAOM BR117, 2186 nucleotides long. RefSeq lists its product as uncharacterized. Gene Ontology annotation, molecular function: calcium ion binding. NCBI's taxonomy places the organism in Eukaryota, Fungi, Chytridiomycota, Chytridiomycetes, Spizellomycetales, Spizellomycetaceae. Bases 358 to 2052 code for a protein of 564 amino acids. The record is from RefSeq and is a predicted model, not a curated record. The transcript has 12 exons.
AAACGUAGCGAGUUUGUAGCAUGUCUUUUCAUGACAUGGUUCUGUGGCAGCCAACAUGACCCCACACGUUGUGACGCCGUAACAGAGUUGAUAAGCUGGCCGAGUUACAGCGAACGAGCUCCAGCGACAGGAAAUAGGAUCGUCUGGCACCAAUAUCCAAAUAAACUCUUACACAAAAGUCUUAAAAGCGGUACCACCUCAAAUGGUUACCCUCCGAGCAAAAAGUAAAAGCGUACGAUGAAGUUUGACAACACCAUGGGUGAGAGAUGACAUAAGCAUCGGACUUGGCCAAAUUCCUCAUCUGCGAUAGCCAGCGCUCGGUUACAGUCGCACUAUUUGCAACCUUUGUCUUGAAAAAUGCUCAGGGCAAGGAACCCGCCAGGCUUGUCCGCCGCCAAGCCCCCACGAGAUCUGGGAUCGGAAUCGUUUUUCGAAUCACCUGCGGGACUGGCAUUGUUUUCGACAAACUAUAGCACGAAGCAUAUACCUCGUGCGGUCCUACAACGCCGUGCCUAUGAACAAGGAUGGCUUCAACCAACCGAACACAAAUUUUCCACUCAGCAAAAGUCUUCCAAGGUGCCCCAGUCAUUAGGAGCACAAGCACAAACAAAGAACCCAAUAGUGGAUCCCAGGGUGGAAUCCAUUCUGCAAGAGCUUCGUGAUACCUUGAGCCGGCGCGGUGCCCGUGGCAUUUUUAGUUUUUUGCAGUUUUGCCAAAAGAAUGAUUUGGACAGGAGCGGAAAGCUGACUCUGCCAAGAUUCGAAAAAGCAUUAAAAGAUGCAGAGCUGGAGAUUACUCCAGAGGGCUUUACGAUUCUAUACGAGAACUACGGUUUUGGAACUAACCAUCUCGUCUAUAACGAACUGGUCAAAGCUAUUGCGGGCAAGAUUAGUAGCCAACGGCGGGAAGUCAUCCUUGCACUCUUUGGCCAUUUCAGAAAAGGGGAUGAUGGAAAGAUUGAUAGAGAGGAGGUUAAAAGAGCAUUUCACGCCGCUGGACAUCCGGACGUUGUAAAUGGCCAUAAAAGAGUAGAAGAAGUUACCUUAGAAUUCAUCGACACGUUCCUAUACUACUGUCCCCCAAGAAUAUCUCGCACCCAGUUUCUGGAUUACUUUGCCGGUCUUUCCAUCAGCUACUCGUCCGACACCACCUUUUCUUCAAUGGUAAAAUGCUGCUGGCCGAUAUUGGACCAAACCCAGUCGACAGCCGAUGAUAGGACCGGUACCCGAGGGUUCCCAGCAACUCCAGCACCCAAGCCACGGAAAAGGGAUGGCAGGCUUGUAUACAAACGUUACGAUGUGUUGCCCGAUUAUAGUGUAGCCGCGAUAGGGAUGAGAGAGGGAGAGCAAAGAGUUCGUAUAAGGAGAAUGGGCAGAGUGGAUCGAACGGCUGGUAUCGUGCUGCCUCUCGAGCUAAUCUUCAAGACAAUCAAGAACCAACUUCGUUCAACUGCAUCAAAUCGAAAACGUCUGACAGUCGCAUCAUUGAUCCGAAACUUACGCGCGCAAGACCCGCAUCAAACUCUUUGUGUUCCUGCAGGUGUAUUUACAGAGGUGCUCUUAGAAUGCUUACCGCUGCUCGGCGUUGAGAACAUGGAUGGUUUGAUCGUCCACUAUGCGACAGAGAGCAAUGCAAUUCCGUAUAUGCGCUUCAUUGAAGACCUGCGAGGUGACAUGGAUCCACUAAGAAGAUACGUUUCAGAUCAAGCGUUUGCACGACUGGAUACCCCAAAACGGGGUUUUAUUGACAUUCACCAGCUCCGCGCUGCGUUUGAUUGCACUCGGUUUACCGAAUGGCUAUCUGGUGAGAAAUCUCGGGAUCGCCUUUUUGAGGAAGAGCUGGAGGCAGGAUUUGAUGGCUCAGAACGAAUGGACCAGAUAACAAAAGAAAUGUUCCGCCUGUACUGGGCCAACCGCGGUGCAACCAUCGAAGAUGAUAACGUGUUCAGUUAUAUGGUGUUUACGACUUUUCAGUCUGCACACCCACAAUUGCGGACUCUGAGGACAAGCGGGUUCCAAAAUGGUGCGCAGCCGAAUGGGUAUUUGCGGUAAAUGUAAAAGAGCUGUGUAUACUUGAUAGGACAUGAUAUAUUUUUCGUAUAAUUCUGUUGAAUUCUGCGCAAUAUCAAUUGGAGGACUGGUGCAGAUGCACUGUACCAUACUCACCUGUCGAGCAAUAUCUUGAU